Molecule: messenger RNA, 6725 nt
Organism: Oncorhynchus tshawytscha (Chinook salmon)
Lineage: Eukaryota; Metazoa; Chordata; Actinopteri; Salmoniformes; Salmonidae
Product: RNA-binding protein Musashi homolog 2
Exons: 15
Coding region: 136-1413 (425 amino acids)
Cellular component (GO): cytoplasm
Molecular function (GO): RNA binding
Source: RefSeq, a predicted model, not a curated record
UAGGCUGAGUUGAUCCCACGUGUGACGAUUCCAUUCCCGGCUCAGUAAUAUUCUCAUAGCGGGCUUUGCAUAGCUUUUCCCGUGUCUGUGUGUGUGUGUCUGUUACUGUAGUUACUGCCUAUAGUUUGGUUAGCUAUGGAAGGAGACGGGAGUCAAGCCACAUCUGGAAGCCCAAAUGAUUCACAACAUGACCCGGGUAAAAUGUUUAUCGGUGGCCUCAGCUGGCAAACCUCACCAGACAGCCUUAGAGACUAUUUUAGCAAAUUCGGAGAAAUAAGAGAAUGUAUGGUGAUGAGAGACCCCACGACAAAACGUUCCAGAGGAUUUGGGUUCGUUACGUUUGCAGAUGCUGCCAGUGUAGAUAAAGUCUUAGCUCAACCACACCACGAAUUAGACUCAAAGACGAUUGAUCCUAAGGUUGCCUUCCCCCGACGCGCUCAACCUAAGAUGGUCACAAGAACAAAGAAAAUAUUUGUGGGCGGAUUGUCAGCCAACACGGUAGUGGAAGAUGUGAAGCAGUAUUUUGAACAGUUUGGGAAGGUAGAAGACGCCAUGCUCAUGUUUGAUAAAACUACUAACAGACAUAGAGGAUUCGGCUUUGUAACUUUCGAGGGUGAAGACGUCGUAGAGAAAGUCUGUGAAAUUCAUUUUCAUGAAAUCAAUAAUAAAAUGGUAGAAUGUAAGAAGGCCCAGCCCAAGGAGGUGAUGUUCCCACCAGGCACGCGAGGGAGGGCCAGGGGCCUGCCCUACACCAUGGAUGCCUUCAUGCUGGGGAUGGGCAUGCUGAGUGAGUAUGGACCAACACUACUCCAGCAAAGUCCAGCACACUACUCAGUCCCACACGGUUACCCGAACAUUGUGGCGACGUACGGCCGUGGAUACACUGGAUUCGCCCCGAGCUACAGCUAUCAGUUCCCUGGCUUCCCGGCGACGGCGUACGGACCGGUGGCGGCGGCGGUGGCGGCGGCGCGUGGCUCAGGUAGGGGGGCCCGUGGAAGAGGCGGCUACAUGGCGUACCCACAGAACGCAGGGCCAGGCUUUCCCGAUUACGGGUUUUACUCUGCGCCCAGUGACCAGAGGGGGGCGCCCUGCUCCUUUGCGGACUAUGGCUCCCUGGGGCCCCAGGCGGCUCAGAUGCUGCACAGUGAGCAUGCCACCUCCGCCUGCAACUCCCCCCUCCAGCACCUGCACAGCCCGGAUCAGUUUAAGAGCCCAGGGGGAAACCCACCUCGGCCUGGAGGUUUCCCUGGUGCCAACAGCCCUGGGCCUGUAGCCGAACUGUACGGCCCUGGAGGCCAGGACUCCAAUGUGGGCAACUACAUCAGUGCUGCUAGCCCCCAGCCUGGCUCCGGCUUCGGCCACAGCAUGGCAGGCCCGUUGAUUGCGACAGCUUUUACAAAUGGAUACCAUUGAACAGGUGGUUGGUUGCCAUCUCAUUGGAGCAGAGUCUAUCUGGUGGUCCAGGGAAGACAGGCCGAAGCUUCUAAUUUGCUCUGAGUAUAGGUGAUGCCAUCCAACUUCAAGCACUACAGCAUCACCCAGGAGAAAUGAGAGGUGGAACCACAACAACAACAACAACAACAACAACAACAACAACAACAAAAAAGUUCAAAUCAUCUCAGAAAAAAAUUAACUGCUGUAUCAUAAUCCAAACCCGUAACCUGACAACCUGGUUUGGUAUGUUUCAUGUUGAUUUCAUUCACUUUUUUUCCUUUCUUUUAUUAGUUCUUUGAUUAGCUUCAGAGAGAGGUAUUUUAGUUAUUUUAGUUUCGCCUUAUUUGGGAUUUUGUCUUCUAGUGUACUCAUGUAAAUGGUUUUGUCUUCUAGUGUACUCAUGUAAAUGGUUUUGCUUCUCUCUUUGGGGGUCAUAGUUGAAUGUUCGCAAGUCAUGCCUACACCUUUGGUACCAAUCAUUUAAACAAAACGGAUCAGAGCUUCAGGUGUCUUUUUGCACACAAAAUAAAUCCAAAGUGGGAAGGUUUGGAAAAAAAAACAUCCAUUUAAUUUCAAAUGACAUAUUCGAGAGUGUAACUAACUAAUGCAUUUUAGUAGCUGUUUUUUUUUUGUUUUUUUGUGAUGUCUCAUUGUUAACCAUAAUGACCUAUUUUUUGGGCAAUACAAAGAGGACUCCAAUAUUUUUAUGGUCCUUUUUUAUAAAUGUUGUUUUUGUUGUUUAGAAAAAAACAUGUAUACUAUAAACAAUUUCAUAUAAAUACAUUGUGAAUUCAAGAUUUAAGAAAAAGAAAUGUAACUGUAAAUAUUAUUCCAAUCGUGCAUAACCAACUUGAUGAGAGGAUAGAAUAUUUUUGUGAUGGUGUGUCAAAGAAAUGUUCUAGCGUGUGAAUAGAAAAAAAGCUCUAAACAAAUACUAUUAUCCUUUACUGCUCGGAGACAGUGACUACCCCAGUGUCGGAGAGAACACUGAUGGCUUGCCCUGGAAAUAAUCAAGCUGAAUAACUUUACAAGUGUCAUACCAGCAUAUUUACAAAAGGUGAGUUCAGUGCACAGUUCAGUUCAGUUUUAAGGUGAGUUCAGUUUUAAAGGAACAAAAAGAUCAUUGGUAUCUUUUGUCUAACCAACUGUUAUUUAGAAAUCAAUAUUAUUUCAAAAAGAGUGAUCAUUUCAUCCAAAGCACACUGUAUUUAGUGUUGAAGAAUAGAACUCGAGCCUAAGCAUUUUACAGUGCUCUACGCAUCCUGACACUUUUAUACUCCGGAGAGAAAAACUCAACUUGUUUGUAGUUUGUUGUUGUUUGUUUCCUCCUGCUUGUUCCUGUUAAGUUUGGGACGCAGUAUCUGGACUCUGUGGUAGAGUCCGUGUAUAACACUUGUUCUCUCCAUCAGUUCUCUUUUCAAAUGAAUUAGGAAGGCAAAUAUUUUGAUACCAUACCUCAAUCCUGUGAGUUAUACCUUGGAAUUGUUGACAGGUUUAAUUUAUUUUAGUGGCAAAUAGAUUAAAACAUUGAAUGGAAAAAAAUGAUAAAUCAUUGCACUGUGAGCAGUAAAGAAAGAACAGGCCAUUUCCUAUUUGCACAUGUAUAUGUUGGCUAUUUAAAAUGGUUGUGUCUGGGUUGAAGUAUGAAGGAAUAUUGGACGUUGCUCCUCUCUAGAAUAGGCACACACAGGGGUGAAUAAACAGAUUGACAGAUCGCAAUUAACUGAUUAAUUACUACCAAUGUAUUGUGGUCAUGUCUUUGGAUUUCAUUUUAUGGUGUACGUCAACUUCUAAUCUAAAAUAUUGAGAUCCGGCCAGAAGACACUGAAUAAAUGAUUCAUCCUGUUAAUCAUAGCUUGAUGCGCAGAUUUCUUAUGCAGUACAUGUGUAGGGACAGGUUUUGCUCGAAUAUAGAGAGACAUUUAAUGACAUGCUUUAAAGUGCAGUAAGAGUUGUAAACAUGAUGAUGGAAUGAGUGGUGUCUAUUCUGAUGAUGUACUUUUCCUGCUGCAAAUGUAUUUGAUAUUUCAUUUCACCUGAUGUUUCAUUUCAUUAGCUCUUUUGUUCAGAACAACCAGGUGAAGGAAAAUACUGGAUGCUUUUGAACGAUGUGGAGAUAAACAAGUAAUAAUUUAAAUGAGAAAACAGAAGAGAACCGGUGUAAUCUUCAAAUGUAAAAGAAAAAAAGAAAUACAAAAAAAAAAAGAUGCUUCUUCACUGAUUUCAAUUUUGAGUCAGGGGGUUUUAUUGAUAUUGUGGUUACUAUUAAUAAUUGUAAUAUUAUAUUAAAAUGUACUGUGCAUCCAUCGAUUUCUCUCUUUCCAUUCCCUGUCACCACAUACAAUAUUUUGUUGAUCAUCCAUGCAUAUCAAGUGUGUACAAAAAAAAAAAAACACAAUGAACUUGUAACAGAGUGCUGUCUUUGAUACCAGUGUAGUGGUCUAUGCUCUUCUUUGUUGUUCUCUCUUUCUCUGCCUCCUUCCUCUGUCACAUUCUACCCCACCCACCACCCCCCUCUCUCUUACUCUCCUCUAUCUCCUUGUAAUUAGUUGUAGGUGUAAUGUGAUAGUACUUGUAGUUAUUAGUGGAUUUAGGACCAGUAAGGAUAGAACUUGCUCUUAUUAUCAAAGGUUUGACAUACAUUUGCAGGCAAUUAUUUGAAUAGCAGUUCCAUGCCAUGUUUCAUAUGUCUUUUUCCUUUUCUGUUGUGUUUUACCGAUCUCACAUGGUUUCAACUAACCAAAGCUCUCACAGAAGACCUAUAGAGAAACAAAUUGCUGUAAGAUAAAAAUUUUAAACAAGGCAUUAUUUGGAUAUUCUCCACCCUUGAAUGUUUUAAAAGGGGUGUGCCAUACUACCUUAAAUGCUAACGCUAGAUAUGCAAAACAUUUUUUUGUAUUACUUUCUAAGGGACACAAGCUAUAAUUAUGAAAAAGAUUUUAUGUGCGGAAAAAAACCAUAUAUAUUUUUUAAAGUUAACAUAUUAAUGAUGAUGAUGAUAACAAUAAUAAUACCACUACUAAACUGUAAUAUCUUUUAAUCUUUGUACACUUUGAAAAUAUCCCAGAUGUCUAUAAGGCUCUGCUAUUUUUAGAUACCACUUGGUUUUUUAAGUGUCUCUGCCUUUUCUUUCACUCCAAAAACAUCAAUUUUGUGAAUACUUUUUUUAGUCCCUGGAAAUCAGCGCUUUAUUCUAAUCAAAGACAGGCUUGUAUAUGUUCUCUGUUAAUGUUGCUCUCACAGAUCUAGACAGCUAUGCUUACUACUUCACAACGGUUGCAAAGAAUUUUAGGUCAUCUAACUUCUAGAGGGGAUCAUUUGAUACUUGGAGCAAAGAUUACACAGACUGAAUCGUCCUAAUGAUCGUUUCUUAACUAGUUCACCUGUUGUUGAAUGUCUUCAUACAGUAGUUCAGGUGGUUAGUAAAACUGUAAUGUGUAUAGCAAGGGGGAGGACAAUGUCAAGUUUAAUGAAGAUCAUUUACAGGUGGGGAAGUGCAUCUAAGCUUAGAUAUUCAUGUAUUUUCUCACUUAUAAUAAUAAGCAGCCCUUCUAGAUAGAUAUUUUGGCCUUGGAGCCUUUUGUCAAGGAUUUAGUUUAUUGUAGGACAGAGAAAGUCAAAUAUUGUAGAUGAAUUCAAUAAGACUAUUAUAGGAGUUGAUAAUAAAGUAAAUAUUGGAUGAAUUCAUAGAUUUACUGUCCAUAACAUGUUCACAAAGAAAUUAAAUGUGUGUGGCAGGAUGAAAAUCAACAGUCCAGGUCCUACAUACAGAUCUGUAGCAGUUUUUUUAAUAUAUAUUUUAUAUAUUUAACUAGGCAAGUCAGUUAAGAACUAAUUCUUAUUCACAAUGACAGCCUACACCAGCCAACGCUGGGCCAAUUAUGCGCCGCCCUAUGAGACUCCAAAUCACAGCUGGUUGUGAUACAGCCUGGAAUUGAACCAAGGUGUCUGUAGUGACACCUCAAGCACUGAGAUGCAGUGCCUUAGACCGCUGCGCCACUCGGGAGCAGUUGUAUUUAAUAGAUAUUCUAUACAGUACUCAUGAUAACAUUGCAAUGCCUUGAGGUACUUAUUCUAUAGUUAUCUCCUCCUCUGAUUAAAGUAAAGGCUGGUUAUCCCAUUAAGAAGCUCAUUUCCUUUUGAUCUGUGUUCAAAUAUUAUUUUGAUUUGAUCCCGUAGCUUGGACUUUAAGGUAGCAUGGCUCUGUUGCUGUCAUUUUCUUUGUCAUUGACAGCAGUUUACAGCUGAUGAAUGUUACACAUCUUAGUAGAAUAGAAAUUCCAUUGAAGUAAAAAAAAAUGUUGGUUUUAAGAAAAAAAAUUGGAAAGGACAAAAAUGACCUGGAAGGUGUUGAUAAUUGGAGUACUACCGUAUCCAUUUAAACUUGAAUUUUGAGGCAAGUGCUAGGCAAUGGCCAAUCAUUUCAUCCCAUCAUCCAUGAAUCACCCGUGUUCAUUAGUUUGUGUACAUACAGUACAUACAUGUUCUGUUAUGUGUACAUGUGUCUGACCUGUAUAUCCUUCAUGUGAACAUGUGUGACUAGAUGAGAAUAGUGGGCCUUCUGUAUUCUAGACACAGCAAAACCCUGUCUCACAUGGGUCUGUAUAACAUAGUAGCCAACACUGUUUUCAUCACUCGCUGUCAAAACAGUCAACGUUAUGGUAAGCUAGUGUGCUCUUUUGGCAUUGCAUUGUCUUCAAAAUUUUAACUGGAUCUUCUUCAGUGGUCUGGCAUAGGUAAUACAUUAAGGAUGACUGUAGCAAUGAGUGAGCCAUCCUCUAGUUUCUUUCGGAUAGUCUUAACGUGUGUGGAUCGGAGUGCACGGCUGCUACUCCAAUCUGUAGUAACGUAUGAGGAAAAGUGGGCAGUCUAUGACUGCACAGCAUAAUGAGGCUAUUGUCCUUCCACUUAAUAUCCAGUGUUUUCCAGAGUGGAGGAGCAGCCUUCCACUGAGCUCCCCACUGAUUUGCUGUCUGCUCCUGAUUUGCCUUUCCUAACACUUGCCCAUUUUUUGACGUUAACAGACUUUUUACGGCGAGAGACUGACAGAACUGACUGACGUCUGAAAGCAUCUUUCAGGUCUUCUUGUAUGGCUUGCUCAAGCCCUGUUGUAAAAUAAACUCAAAUGGAUGGGGGUCUCUCACAUCUCAGAUGUGGAAAGUAUAAUUUUAUAUUUGUAUUUUCAAAUAAUAAUAAUGAUGAACAAAAAAAAUUGUGAAAGGUUUCCAUCCUCUGUGGUCCAGAAAUCGAUGUGUCUGUCUGGAAAAUAAAAUAAAAUAAAAUGAACUGUU